Messenger RNA from Darwinula stevensoni, 495 nucleotides. NCBI's taxonomy places the organism in Eukaryota, Metazoa, Arthropoda, Ostracoda, Podocopida, Darwinulidae. The record is from the annotation of a GenBank genome assembly.
AUGGCAGAGCAAAGGAAUCGCGAGAUCGAGAAACAGCUAAAACCGCAAGUGCUGCAGCAGAAGCUGUCGAAUGCAUCGACCGAGGAGAAGAAAGCGAAAGACAUGCUCAAAAUGGAGAAGAAUGCACAUGAAGAAACAAAGCAAGAGCUAUCCGAGAUCGAAAGAAAGCUCAAGGACAGUGAAAAACAGGUAGCAGAGUUGCAGAUACAGUUGGCCAUUUUGAAGGAAGAACUUACACCUGUUAAUGCAAGGAACAAAGAGUUAGCCUCCAAAACUCUGAUGCUGAGGGAAGAUCCAAAAGUCCUUCCGGCAGUACAGCUGACUCAGGAACUUAAGAGCGUGUUCAACCGGUUCGAGUACAAAGGCAACCCUCGUCUUCUCGUUCAUCCGGUAGAUGGGGAGACGAGAGCGAAUCUCAGAUUGUCCGUGAGAGUUGCCUUCCCUUCCUUACGUGAGAUCGAUUUGCAAAUUUCAUCUCGAAACAUCCUCGGAUGA